Molecule: messenger RNA, 1035 nt
Organism: Rotaria socialis
Lineage: Eukaryota; Metazoa; Rotifera; Eurotatoria; Philodinida; Philodinidae
Source: the annotation of a GenBank genome assembly
AUGGCUUCUUUGCAUUCAUCAUCAACAUCACGAAUUGUAUGGAAGUGGAAAUCAAAUACACAACCAUGGUCAAAUGUUGAGCCUGAUACGUGGGAACAAUAUUCAGAUAUUGAAAAUUACAUGAUCGAAAAUGCAUAUAAAAAAAAUGAAAGUCAAGUUCAAUUGGAUCAUUUUUGGAUUGAUUUUAAUAACCAAAUCCAAAUCAAGAUAGAUAAUCCAAAUAAAAAGAGACCCAUUAAGCGCGAAAUCAUGCACAGGUCAAAUAACGAUAUUAGAGAACAAAGAUUUACAAUGGAACAACCGAAACUCGAUUACAAGUCACUCAAUAUGACAGAUCCAUUUCGUUCGUUUGUCCAGAAUUCAGGGUGUCGCCUAUUAUCAGAUGACAAAAUAAAUGAUGAAUGGAUUGAAAAAGCUGCUCAUGGCAUUGAAACAGAAGGUACUAAAUUGGGAAAAAUGCUAGAAGCACAAUGCAUUGCAAAUGAAUUGAGAAAUAUGAAACAUAGAAGUAAAAAUGAAAUCUUGGAAUGCUGUGUUGGACUAUAUACAGCAGAAAGCUUUUUGUACAAAUUGAUUAACAAAGUCAUGCGAGAAGCUGAUAUGUGUAAAGGAAUGCUUUUACGUGUGGAAGAUCGAGAAUACGGUAAAACAUUAGGUCCAUAUUGUGGUCUAUUGGAGAAAUAUAUUCACGAUAGUCCGAAGCAACAAGAUAUUACUGUUUAUCGAUGUGCUACAUUAACAAAUGAAAUGAUUCAUGAUUAUAAGGAAAAUAUUGGCAGGUUAGCUUGGUGGGAUUCAUUUUCAAGCACAACAAAAAAUAAAAAUAAAGCAUUCGAAUUCGGUGGUAAUUGUUUAUUUGUAAUUUAUAUUCCUCGUGGAUCAAAUUUCUCAGGCGUAGACAUUUCAUCGUUAUCGGAAUAUCCAGGUGAAGAAGAGAUUUUACUACAACCAGCCAUAAGGAUGUCCAUAAAAAAGGUUGAAUACGAUCUGAAUAUUAAUAAACAUAUUAUCAAUUUAGAACUUUCUUCUUGCUGA